Oncorhynchus kisutch (coho salmon) is the source of this 1143-nucleotide messenger RNA. It is a transcript of the gene plgrkt, whose product is annotated as plasminogen receptor, C-terminal lysine transmembrane protein. The record is from RefSeq and is a predicted model, not a curated record. Gene Ontology annotation, biological process: positive regulation of plasminogen activation. Lineage: Eukaryota; Metazoa; Chordata; Actinopteri; Salmoniformes; Salmonidae. Bases 167 to 616 code for a protein of 149 amino acids. The transcript has 5 exons. Gene Ontology annotation, cellular component: plasma membrane.
GACCAAUGAGUGAGACGCCUGUGUGUCGUGGGUAGCGCAUGCUUGCUUGCUUCCGUGAACAUGCCCAUAGAACUUUGGAAAAGGAAACUUUAGCGGAGCAGCACACAUGAAUCAUAACUAACUAGCUAAAUACAUUUAUAGAAUAGCGACAUAAAAUAAAAGCACCAUGGGUUUUAUGCUGUCUAAAUCUAUGGACCAGAACUUCAAGAAGCAGCAGGAGUUCAUGCUGCACAACGCACGGCUCCAGAUGGAGAGACAGAUCCUGAUGCAGAAUCAGAUGAGAGAGAGACAGAUGGCCAUGCAGAUAGCCUGGUCCAGGGAGUUCCUCAAAUACUACGGCACCUUCUUCAGCCUGGCCGCACUAGGCCUCACCAUCGGUGCCAUUAAGAAGAAGAAGCCUGUUCUCUUUGCCCCUGUCGUGCCUCUCAGUUUUGUCCUGGCCUAUCAGAUGGACAUGGGGUAUGGAACGCUAAUCUACCGAAUGAGGGGAGAGGCAGAGAGCAUCAUGGUCUCAGAACACGACCGAUUGGACCUUCCACACGGUGUGCCCAACUUCGAGAGCAUUGAGAAGGCAAGAAGAGCCAAGACCGCCCUCGGCUCCCUCUUUGAGAAAUGACACUGUCAUGAUGGGUGUGUUGUCCAGUGUCACACCCCUCUGAUCUCCACCCCUGGAAGUGAGUGAGUGAUCGGUCCCCAAGAUCAACGUUCAUCAGGUCUUCACAUGCUAUCGAAAUGAUCGGAAACUCUGUAAAUACAAGUACCUAGUUAGAUAUUUUAGCGUUUCUGAUCAUUCCGAUAGCACAUGAAUGCGAAAUUACACAGCCAGCCAUGCACAUAGGACACUUAUUGGGAUGACCUAGGAAUGACUGUUGUGAUCAAAAUCUGCCUUGUUUUAGAAUGAUCUACACCAGUGGUGUUCAGAUAUAUAGUUAAUGGAAAAGGGGUUUGUUUCAUUUUAGCCUUAGAAUUUGUGGCCACAUUAAAAUGGACUUCAAUUGCCUAAGAUGAAUGGUAAGCAGUCACUACUCAGCCCUGCACUACUGUCAAAAGUUGGUAAACGUUGUAUAAAAAAAAUGAAUUGCCAUUGUAAAAGAAGUCGACUGCUGAUGAUACUACUAAUAAAAUAUUAUUAUCUGUACGCAG